AUGGCUUCCCCUCCAGAGAUCACCCUCCAGAACCUCAACGGCGUGUUCGUCCUGAACAAAAGCCUGUCCACCGACACCGACGCCAUCCUGGCUCUUCAAGGCAUCGGCUGGCUCAUGCGCAAAGCCAUCAGCGUAGCCACCGUCACGCUCGCCAUCAGCGAAACCGUCCAGCCCAACAGCGACGAUCCAGCCAAUGCCCCCGUCACCAAGAUCGUCGUCAACCAGACCGCCACGGGCAACAUCAAGUCUACCGAAAGUCGCACUGCGGAUUGGCGUGUGCGGCCUCACACGGACCGCAUCUUUGGAUCUAUCAAUGGCCAGAGUCGGUUGAUUCGGGCCUCCAAGCCUGAUGCUGGUGAUGGUAAAGUGCGCCCUAGUGUGGACGUGCAGACUACCCCAAAGGAGGAGAAGAUUGUGAAGUUCCUCAAAGGCGAAGUCGAUCUAGAGGGUAACCCGGAUGAUGGCUUUAUUGUCGAUGAGAUUGAGGACAAGGAUGGGGUAUCGUACGGUGAAGGUGAGGGAUUGUGGUUGCAGAAUUGGGUGAAGAGUGAGGCUGGAUGGACCGCUGAACAGAUCUGGGGCUUUGAAACUAUCAACGGUCAACGCUGGCACACGCGUCGUCUCGUUGUCACCGACAAAUCUGGAAAAUGGUUGAUUGGCCGUCUGGUCUACGACUAUCAGGGACCAAACGAGCAGUGA
Molecule: messenger RNA, 699 nt
Organism: Talaromyces atroroseus
Lineage: Eukaryota; Fungi; Ascomycota; Eurotiomycetes; Eurotiales; Trichocomaceae
Exons: 4
Coding region: 1-699 (232 amino acids)
Source: RefSeq, a predicted model, not a curated record